Molecule: messenger RNA, 2055 nt
Organism: Dichotomopilus funicola
Lineage: Eukaryota; Fungi; Ascomycota; Sordariomycetes; Sordariales; Chaetomiaceae
Exons: 3
Coding region: 1-2055 (684 amino acids)
Cellular component (GO): nucleus
Source: RefSeq, a predicted model, not a curated record
AUGCAGCCCCAGAGGUCGGAUACGGACGAAUCUCUGCUCACGCUAAAGGGCGAUCCGGGCAACAAUGAAAGAAAUACUUCCACUCCGGUUCAGGUUCAUCGGGAAUGGAGCGAUCCUAUCUUGACGGCGUUGUCGCCCCGCCCGGCACCCAAGAGCCCGCAGUCGUCUGGACCAAAGUCGUCUUUCCGCCCGAGGAGCGACUCGGGCCUGGCGUGGACCACAAAUCAGGCUCCUUUUCGCCGGUCCGCCCACGGCAAGCCCGAUAGCUGGUUGUCUGCUUGGUCGACCUCCGCGACGGUGUUGAGUGACGAGGAGGAGAACAGCAGCGAAGCGGAUCACGCGUCAGACCACCCCCCCAUCACGGACCUCAAGGGGCUUGUGUUAAACGGCCAGGUCCUCCCGGAUUUCUUCGAGCCUGCGGUGAUCGACCUCGUCCUUUCUAAUCCGGAUACGGUACGGCGACUGCGUGCCUUUGCACAAAUCAGGCACACCGGGUCCGAUAUUGACUUUCUGUCCAAGGUUGAGGAAUAUUCCCACGCUUUAGAGGAAAUCAUCGGCUUCAUGACCCACAUUUCACAACACUUCACAGGCUCCAUGGCCACCUCGCCACUGGAGCUCACGCCCGACGUGGCGGGCGCCCUCAAGUCCAACGUCAAGUACUGCACGCGAGCAGCACUACCGGCGUUGGACAAGGUCUACCGAGAGGCCAGGGCCACGGCCCAGGAACGGCUAUCCCGCAACCUCUACCCUGAGUUUGUCAAGUACCAGCUCUCUCAGUGCCUAACCGCCUCGCUGUCGACGCAUUUCAUGUUUGGCGACCAGCUGCGACACCGGUACCCGGGCCUCGGCGAAGCCUUUUGUCUGACGGACCCCCUCCGGCCGGACAACCCCAUUGUGUGUGCCUCAGACGGGUUCCUCUCCAUGUCGGGAUACCCGCGCCGGGACCUCAUCGGGAAGAACUGCCGGCUCCUUCAAGGGCCCGGGACCGACCCUGAGGCCAUUCGCCGGCUUAGCCAAGCGGCCGCAGCGGGCAAGCCGGUAACGGAACUCCUGCUCAACUACAAGCCCGACGGCGCUCCUUACUGGAAUCUGUUGUUUAUCUGCCCGCUCAUGGAAAGGGGCAACGUGCGGUACUCACUCGGGGCCCAGAUCAACGUGUCAGAGAACAUGGGCUCCGAUUACGAGGAUAUCUUGGGCAUCUUGAACUUCGGGCAUAUGCCAGGCCAGCUCAGCAGCCCCCGAAUGGACCCUCCCGGCUCUCCACAUUCGUCAGCCCGGCUCAGCUCGGAGCACCUAGACCCCGACGACCUCGAUGACCAACACGGCGGAGAACAGCGCACCUCACGCCGUCGGCGCUUCCUGCGGCACUUCCACCGCCGAUCCCCUUCCUCCCGGGCCUCGUCCCACUCGCGCCGGAGCACGGCUUCUGUGGAAGAGGACAGCUCUCCCCCGCCCACGGUCCCCUCGCCACAGCCGGCACACCCACCGCCAUUCGCCUCGGAACGCCUAGAACAUCAUUUCACCCUGCCGUACCCGUACAGCCACCAAGAGAAGCAGCUGCACAUCGACGAGCAAAGCACGCCCUACUCCCGCUUCUUCGUCCUCCGCUUCACCAACCCACACCCGCCCUCCGUCUCGGCGAAUUACCUCAAUUCCCCGCACCGUGCCAGCGUCUCACCCCACCGACGGGCGCGCGGCACCAGCGGCAGCGGGAGCGACCGCAGCGGGGGUAGUGCCAGCAGCGGUGAUCCGAUCCAAAAGCAGCGGUUGCCCAUCGCUUUUUGCUCUCCCCACGCGCUGUCGCUGCUGGGCAUCAAGCUGCAGCCGCAUCACGAGUCGAAUCCGUCAGCGGUAGUCGCGGAUAUCCACCGGGGCGGGACAGGAUUCCUCAGCCAGGUGCUGAUGCUCGGCGGGGCCGGAGCGGGCGUGGUGUCGGGGCCGUCGGGGAAGAGGGCGCUGAAGAGGGUGGUGAGUAGUUGGGUGCCUUUGAAAGAUGGGGUUGGUAGGGUUGGGUGGGUUGUGCUGGUUUUGACGCCUGUUGGUGAUGCUUUGUAG